This is a messenger RNA of Mugil cephalus (flathead mullet), 1509 nucleotides long. Its product is annotated as intelectin-like. The record is from RefSeq and is a predicted model, not a curated record. The coding region runs from base 83 to 1084 and encodes 333 amino acids. NCBI's taxonomy places the organism in Eukaryota, Metazoa, Chordata, Actinopteri, Mugiliformes, Mugilidae. Gene Ontology annotation, molecular function: oligosaccharide binding. The transcript is spliced from 8 exons.
ACGAUAAAGGACAUAUAUAGUUGUGAAGUGAAGCAGUGAGGCUGAAUUCACCACAAUACAUCGGACAACACACAAAAAAGACAUGAUGCCACGUAUAUUCUUGUUCUUGGUGAUUUUGGCGUUAGUGAAACAUGCAUACCUUACAGCUGCUCCCUUACAAAAAGAAAAUGAGUCGCUCCCUGAAAUAAAUCCGAACAUCCGGACCCUCAUCAAGACAAACUUUGAACAAUUGUCAAAACUGAACAGCAGAUCCAGAUAUGCUGCAAGAAGCUGUAAAGAAAUCAGGGACAGAUACGAUCAACGUGAAGAUGGGUUGUACUACCUGACCACGGCUAAUGGCUUGACGUACCAGACUUUCUGUGACAUGACCACUGCUGGAGGUGGCUGGACGUUGGUGGCGAGUGUCCAUGAGAACAGCAUCUAUGGGAGGUGCACAGUUGGCGAUCGCUGGUCCAGUCAACAGGGCAACAAUGCAGCGCGACCAGACGGAGACGGAAACUGGUCCAACAGGAACACAUUUGGAGCAGUAGAAAGUGCCACAUCAGAUGAUUUUAAGAACCCAGGUUACUAUGAUAUAGCAGCAGAAGACUUGUCUGUGUGGCACGUUCCCAACGACUUCCCACUGGAGCACUGGAGCCUGGCAGCCAUCCUCCGCUACCACACUGAGAACAGGUUCUUCAGCCUGUACGGGGGGAACCUCUUUAAUCUCUUCAGGCAAUUUCCAGUGAGAUACAACAUAGGCUCCUGCACCAACAGAGGGCCAGCUAUUCCCAUUGUGUAUGACCAUGGAGACAGAGAGUCCACCAAAAUGCUUUACGGACCAAAUCCAAGAGGGGAGUUUGAAACUGGUUUCGUCACAUUCAGAGCAAUAAACCAUGAACGUGCCGCCAUGGCUAUCUGCUCUGGAGUCAAGCCUACUACCGGGUGCAACACUGAACACUACUGUGUAGGAGGGGGAGGAUACUUCCAUCCUGAUCAGUGUGGAGACUUCCCAUCAUUUGACUGGGACCGACUGGGAAAGGGUGGGGGCUGGAGCGCCUCCAAAGAGAUGACUGAGUCUGCUGUCUUACUUUUCUACCGCUGAGGAUUAUUUCCAUGUGGUUUAUGACGACAUGUCAUCUCAGACUAUUCAAUAAUAUCAUCUGUAGCUGGUAUUUCUUCUUAACAGAUUUUAGUUAGGGCAUGUCUCACAGUACAGACAAGCCAAUUGAAGAGUCAUUUGUAAUUAAGCUAGAGACCAGCAGGUGGCAGUACUGACCAGUGUAUUAGAAUAAAAGAUUUAAUGUUUGCAACUUGACUGAACCACCAUCUUUUGGCCUCCUCUCAGUCCAAAAAGUAGCUCUUUCAGGACAUCUCAAGUGAAGACUGUCUGAUAACAGCCAUUGUUUCAGCUUUGAGUGUAAAGAUGUCAUAUAACACUGAGACGCUGAUGAUGAAUUUGGCGGGGUAUGCAUCAAAUAAAAUGUUGACAUUAAAGGUUGAAUAUUUGUUGCCUUUUUCGAAUAUUAA